Messenger RNA from Contarinia nasturtii (swede midge), 1624 nucleotides. Its product is annotated as phosphoribosyl pyrophosphate synthase-associated protein 2. Gene Ontology annotation, biological process: 5-phosphoribose 1-diphosphate biosynthetic process; purine nucleotide biosynthetic process. Gene Ontology annotation, cellular component: cytoplasm; ribose phosphate diphosphokinase complex. Gene Ontology annotation, molecular function: magnesium ion binding; ribose phosphate diphosphokinase activity. The transcript is spliced from 9 exons. Lineage: Eukaryota; Metazoa; Arthropoda; Insecta; Diptera; Cecidomyiidae. The record is from RefSeq and is a predicted model, not a curated record. The coding region runs from base 303 to 1373 and encodes 356 amino acids.
GUAUGAGUGUGUUAUCUUGUCAUCUAGUAAAUUUUCAACUAUUUUUUGCUGAGGUUGUGUUCAUGCAAUUUUUCUUUCUUCAAACCCACAUUGGAGCACACGGUGCAAAUCAUUUUCAAUCUAACAUCGUUUAUUGAAUUGUCUAAACGGAUGUCACUGAAUCGCAAUAAGUAAAUAUUCGUAUGUGUUUUUAAAUUCAUAAGAAAAACGAAAUAAAAUACAUCGAGAAUAAUACGUCAAAAUUUGAUAGGAUAUCAAAAUUUGGUAAUUUGCGGCCAUUGAAAAAGAUUAAGUCGAACACCAUGGAAUCGUUGCCAUCGUCGGAUGUCGUUAUUGUACAUGGAAAUUCACAUCCAGAAUUGGCAAACUUAAUUGCUGGUCGUCUAGGUGUUAAAAGUGGCGGUGCAUCGGUUUAUCAUAAAACAAAUCGCGAAACAAUGGUCGAAAUUGGCGAUUCAAUACGUGGAAAAGAUAUAUACAUCAUUCAAACCGGAACAAAAGACGUCAACAACAAUAUAAUGGAACUUCUUAUUAUGGCAUAUGCAUGCAAAACAUCAUCAGCACGAUCGAUUGUUGGUGUUAUUCCAUAUUUACCAUAUUCAAAACAAUGUAAAAUGCGAAAACGUGGAUGCAUUGUAUCGAAAUUAUUGGCAAAGAUGAUGUGCAAGUCUGGCUUAUCGCAUAUCAUCACUAUGGAUUUGCAUCAAAAAGAAAUACAAGGAUUUUUCGAUUGUCCAGUGGAUAAUUUACGAGCCUCGCCAUUUCUACUACAGUAUAUUCAAGAAAGUAUCCCAGACUAUCGUAAUUCAGUUAUAGUUGCCAGAAAUCCCGGUUCAGCUAAGAAAGCAACAUCAUAUGCUGAACGUUUGCGAUUGGGCAUUGCCGUUAUUCAUGGUGAACAGAAGGAAUCAGAAAGUGAUGAAAUUGACGGACGUUAUUCACCACCCACAUUGCCAUGUCGAUCAAGAACAAUGGACGUUUCCGUAGGAGUUCCAGUUCAUCCAGCCAAGGAGAAACCUCCAAUAAACGUCGUUGGUGAUGUUGGUGGUCGAAUAGCAAUCAUGGUUGACGAUAUGAUCGAUGAUGUGGCAUCUUUUGUUGCGGCAGCUGAAGUGUUGAAAGAACGUGGUGCAUACAAAAUAUACGUGUUGGCAACACAUGGCUUGCUUAGUUCGGAUGCACCACGUUUAAUUGAAGAGUCACCAAUUGAUGAAGUCGUUGUGACCAACACCGUUCCGCAUGAAAUUCAAAAAAUGCAAUGCCACAAAAUCAAAACAGUGGAUAUAUCGGUUCUGUUGGCUGAAGCCAUUCGUAGAAUCCACAACAAAGAAUCAAUGUCUUACUUAUUCAAAAACGUCACACUUGAGGACUAAGAUAAUUGGUCACUUUUAAUUCGUCAAAAAGACACAGAGGAGAGCAAAACCAUGGAAUGGAAAUGUUUUUUUCAAAUCUCUAAUUCGAAAACAUUUUAUGUAUAUUUUCGGAUGUUACAAUUAUAGAUGAAAAUCAAUGAAGAAAAAUAAUAUAAAAAAACUUUGGAAUAUUUUUUAAUUGAAGAUAAAGUGAUGUUAGUGAUGAUGUUCAAUGCAAGAAAAUCCCAAUAAAUACUUUACAAAUGAAAAAA